This is a messenger RNA of Pungitius pungitius (ninespine stickleback), 6347 nucleotides long. RefSeq names its product v-maf avian musculoaponeurotic fibrosarcoma oncogene homolog Gb (gene mafgb). The coding region runs from base 896 to 1414 and encodes 172 amino acids. Gene Ontology annotation, cellular component: nucleus. NCBI's taxonomy places the organism in Eukaryota, Metazoa, Chordata, Actinopteri, Perciformes, Gasterosteidae. The transcript has 3 exons. Gene Ontology annotation, biological process: regulation of epidermal cell differentiation; regulation of transcription by RNA polymerase II. Gene Ontology annotation, molecular function: DNA-binding transcription factor activity, RNA polymerase II-specific; RNA polymerase II cis-regulatory region sequence-specific DNA binding. The record is from RefSeq and is a predicted model, not a curated record.
CAGUACAAUUAACAGUGAUUAAAUGUAUUUAUUACAAUAUAUGAAUGCCCAAAUAAAUUUCUGUGCUGGCAUAUAAAUUUACGUUGUUUACGUUGUCACUGUCAAAUAAACCAAAUUUAAUUGAUUUCAAUUAAACAGUCUGUUACUGUCGGGAUUUGACAGUUUUUCACCACAUAUUUUUUUACAGUGUACAACCAAAAGACAAAAAUGCAAAAUAAAAAUAUAAAAUAAAAAAUUAGUUAUCACAAACACAUUUAGUCAUCUUGUCACAUGUACAUGUAAUUAGAUAUAAAAUGUAGUUCUAUACAAUUGGCCAUCAUUUCCUUUUAGAGGAAGUACAGCAGUAGAAAUCUACAUGGCACUUUGAGUUUUCAUAUUUAAAUUCAUCAGCUCAAAAACAGGACAUCUAUAAUGAAUUGUAAAUGCUCAAGCAGAGUUAUUUUACUGUCUCUAAAUCUAAAACCACAAAACAGAUAUUUUCUCUUUUAAUUCCAUCCCUCGGUCGUUGACACCGUAAGUUCACAUAUAUGCAGAGAGGCUGUCACACUUUCCACACCGAGUUGUGUUAUCACAACAUUCACAACAGUCCAUCACACACCGUAGUAGAGUCCCGUGUCUCUUUAAAUGCGGGUUGCGUAGAUCCUCCAUGAAUGAAACCAUGUGACCCAAACAUCAUUUGACGUCUGGCGCCUUGGACCAGAGACUAAAACAAGCGGGGUAGGAAGGAGUGGAUACAUAUAUGUAGACCUGCGGAGGAAAAACACACACACGCGCAUUUCUCCAUCCGUCUCUCCUCACCCGGGUCGACCAACCAUCCGGUGAACCCACAACCUCCGAGGGCGAAAGUCGCUUGGUUUGACUUCUGAUUUGUUCAGAAGAGCAAGGCACUUGUGGCAUGACGACGACUAACAAAGGAAAUAAAGCCUUGAAGGUGAAGCGUGAGCCAGGGGAGAAUGGCACCAGCCUCACAGACGACGAGCUGGUGACCAUGUCCGUGCGGGAGCUGAACCAGCACCUCAGAGGGCUCACCAAAGAAGAGAUUGUGCAGCUGAAGCAGCGGCGGCGCACCCUGAAGAACCGGGGCUACGCCGCCAGCUGCCGGGUGAAGCGGGUCACCCAGAAGGAGGAGCUGGAGAAGCAGAAGACCCACCUGCAGCAGGAGGUGGACAAACUGGCCAAUGAGAAUGCUUCGAUGAGAAUCGAGCUUGACGCUUUGAGGUCUAAGUACGAGGCGCUACAGACCUUUGCCAGGACUGUCGCACGGAGCCCGUCCGUCGGGGUCGGGGUGAGGGCGGGAGGCGGAGGAGGGGGAGGGAUGGCGUCAUCAGUCAUUGGUCCACUCAUACCGGGGAAGAUGGCAACAGCCACAAGUGUAAUUACAAUAGUGAAGUCAAAAACGGAUGCACGGUCUUGAGGAAGGGAGGUGGAUGAGAGCGUGUCCCGCGGCAGGUCAGGCGCGACGGCUUAAUCCUUCCUCUCUGCCGGCCACCUUUCCUCCACCCGCACUGACGUCAAACAGCGAGGCCGUCUCCACCACAAGGCCUCAGCGUGUUCCUAUCACCACCUGUCUCAGAUCAGUAAAAGUGGAGUAAAGGAUGGAAGCAGAGGAAGAUUAUUGCGACGAUAAAGAUGGAGGUCCUUGGUCAAGGCAUAAUCGUUUUUAGCACAGGGCCGAUACACAGCAUUCCUACGGUCACUGAAAGGUUGGAAAAGUCAAAGACGUUGAGAUUAGUUUAAUCCAGGCCAUGGGGGGUAAUCCCAAAAAUGUCAAUGCCUGAGACACUCAAUCAUGUAAUUUUGUUCAGUUGCUAUUUAUGUGAGUCAGGAGUUGAGUGUCGAGUUUUACUGUUGGUAGAUCCAGAUAUCUGUAAAUUCAUAAUAAUCCCGUCCCACAUAUAUGCCCACUAGAUUUGAAAGUGCUUGUUUACCCUCAAACGAAGAUGUAGAACUUUGAAAUUUGUUUGUCCUACAAAAAUAAUUUGAAUACGUGCAUUGCAUAUAUAUAUUAUAUAUAUACUGGUAUUAAUGUGUUAGUCAUAGAAUUGAUUGGAUUAAAUUGACACAGGUGUUGGGUCCCUGAGCUCCAAAAGAAUUCACUAGCUUUCAUGUGUUAGCCUGCUGAUUUCAGUGGCUGAAGAGAAGUCCUGUUAUGCUCAACCCAAGCCAAAAACUUUUUCACAAAAGAACCAUAGAAAUUUAUAUAUUACACAACGGUGGUAACUGUAUUUUUUACUGUUUUGUACUGUGUUGUCAUUCACAUGAGGUCCAAAGUGUAUUCUCUGUGUGUCAACUGUUAUAUAUCAGGAAUUCUGUGAAAUUCUGUGGCUCGUUUUGGUAUUGCUAUAUUUAGUUAGCUGUAUUUUUUUUCUACGGUCUGUUCAUGUCCAACUCUCUUCCUCUCGCCUGUUCCAGCUCUGUCAUUCAAUUUUGUUUUGAUUUCUACUUCUUCCCUUCAUUACAUACAGUACUUCCUGGCAGAAAAACACAGAAAGAGGGGGGGCAAGGUUGAUAUUUUGACAAAAACAAAAAAACAUAAAGUUGCGCAAAGUCACUGUCCUUAUCUAAGUUUGUAGGGUUUUUCAGGGAAAUGGAUAUUUCAAAAUUUGAGCUUCUCUCAAAGGUAUAUUCAAGAUAAUUGGAAGGGCAAGUGCCUUGGUCUGCUAAUGAUAUGCAUCAAGAAGAAGGGAAGAGGACAUGGAUUUUGGAAGGACAGUAGAGAUUCAGCGCAGGUAUUUGCCUAUACCUGUGCUUAAUGUGAAACAUUGACCAAUCAGGAAUCAGCUUGUGACAGCAUUUAACUGUGUGUUGUUGUAUGAGCUGUGUAGUAGCAGGAUUCAUACUAUUAAAUACACUCGUUUGUGCGACUUGGCAGUAUAUUUACCUAAAGAAAGAAAAAAAGAUUUGUCGUCAUAACAGCUCCAUUUUCUUGCACAUGACAUCCUUUUGUUGUUUGUUCUAUUUUGCGUAAAGUACAUAAACAGUUUUUUAUGUAAAAUACUUGGUGUGCAUGUUUAUGAGUUGAUUGUCAACCGACUGAGACAUUGGGGUGGUUACAUCAACAGCAACAUUCUGCCCUCAAAUCAAAGUGGUUUAUGUUGCACUUGUUGUUGCAUUUAACCACAAAAGUCACUUUGCACGUCCGGGUGGGAUUUUGGACGUUGCAGUCGGACCAGCAAAGAUAUCGCUCUGAAUUUCACACAGAUGGGACGUCAUCUCACCAGAGUUUUACCAUAGUCUUACGUGGUGUUCUAUACUCCAAGGAUCUGUGUCGAUGUCUGGUAGAGUCUGGAAUUUUAUAAAGACAAUUAUCUUCGCAUUGUUUGUAACGACCUAUAAAAAAAAAAAAGGAAUAACAAAAUCUGUUUGAUAUACAGUGUGUCUCUAUUUUGCAAUUGUACCAAAAGUGGCUUAACUACUGAAUAGCUUUGUUUUAACUCUAGUGACUAGGCACGUGUGUGUUACCGUGAACUAGCGUGUGCUGUGCUGUGUAGGUAUGUGACGAGGUAACGUUCACUGUUUCAUGGAUGUGACUUUGAUCCUUGAUGGAUAUCAGGCCGAAGCGGGUGAUGUCACUCUGGGUAACUGCGCUCUUUCUCUAAUCAUAUGACCCUCGUCCUCGCGGCCUCAUCAUUCAGCACUGAACAUCUGUUAGAUCGGCUCUUUUACCGCUCGUUAUCCGCACUCACAAUUUGUACAUUUUAAGUUCACUUCGGCAGAGCCAUUUAUUACUUUGGUUCUACCCCGUGGUUUCAUUUUGGCCGUUUGCAGUGUUGAAAGCUCGUUAUGGGGCGGUGCGAUGACUGAUGGGAGGAAGAAGUGUGUGAACCUCACAAGCUUCAUGCUGUGGUGUGUUCCAAGGCAUCAGCGAUGGGAGCCUUAACAAAGGGCCCCAAUGGCUGCAUCGCCCCUGCUCCUUCAAAUAAGUUAUUUUUGUAGUGUGUGAAAAAAUAAUGUUUUUGAUGUGCAUAUUUUAUAUAGUUCUGUAUAUAUAAUAUUCCUGUUUGUUUUUUUAAUUGUUCUGUAAGUGUGUAAAACUAAUUUGUUAAUGUAUUUGAUGUUUUAUGAAGUGAAAAAAAUGUAUUAAGCUAUUUAAUGGUUUGUUUGUCAAAGAGUUGUGUUUACUCCACAAAGUAUAAUUGCCUAAAAUUCUUUUUUUUAGCUAAUGAAUGAAGAACUGUUCAUUUUACCAAAAUAUAAUCAACAGUAGCCUGUGGACAUGCAGCCUUUCACCUGAACCACUUCUCCACUGUGAAGUAAAAAGGGUUAACUAGCCUACUGCUGUGCAGUUAUUACGAGUAGCGAGGUUUUGUCUCUAUCUGCACCCUACAUGCAUAUAAUAUCAAACAGGUGACAAAGGCUUUGCAAAAAUAGGAUUUCUCCAUAAUCUUAACACUGGUUUGCAGGUUCAGUUGACCGCGAAAUGGUUUCACGUCUAUCAUGUCACGGCACAGGAAUAUACUCCAGGGUGCUACAAGCAAAUAUAGAUAUGGCACACAGUAUAUUUAUAUGUGCUUUCUGUUUUCUUUUUAAUUUGUCAUGUUUCCACGGUCAGAAUGCUAUUAUUUGAUUAUCUAGAUUUUUAGUUGUUGUUGCUUCCUGUCUGUAUCUCCAUUUGCUUGUUGAAAGAUGUUUUUUUUCGCUGGCAGGUAUAGUGAGGUGUCUGUGGUCAUGGUGUGAAAUAGGAAUAGGUCUCUCGGUUACGUAUGUAACCUUCGUUCCCUGAAGGGAACGAGGCGCUGCGUAAAGACGCUGCGUAAAGACGCUGUGGGAACGCCCCUGCGUGACCGCGUCAUGAAGCACGUGUGAAACCUAACCAAUGGCGAGCUGGUACGUCAUAGCGGGGAUGCCAGACCAGGGCGCUAUAAAGGGACCCGAAGGGCAGGACCAUUCAUCUCUGAAAGGCUGAAUCGAGGGCCACGGGCAGGCCGGGAGUAUGGCAGAACGUUUAUGCAGCGUCUCGUUCCCUUCAGGGAACGAAGGUUACAUACGUAACCGAGAGACGUUCCCUAUCGAGCUGCGUAAAGACGCUGUGGGAACACUUAUACCCACUCACCAUACGAGCAAGUGACCGUGGUGUGAAGUUCAAGACGCACACUCAGACGAGAGCACCUGUGCUCCAGGUGUAGCGUUAAGGUCCAGGUGGUAGAACCUCACGAACGUGUGGGGAGAGGACCAGCCUGCCGCCAUGCAAACGUCAUGAAGUUACACUCUUCCCCACCUAAGGGCUUUGGAAGCCGCCAUACCCCUAGUAGAAUUGGCCCGGACAGCCAAAGGUGCGGGCUGGCCGGCCGAUUUGUAAGCAAGUGUGAUGGCCUCCACCACCCACUUGCUCAUCCUCUGCUUAGUGACUGGGCCACCAGUAUUGGGGGGCCCGAAGCAUACGAACAGCUGUUCGGAGAGCCUACACAGUCUAGGGCUCUAACUGGGCAGAGGAGGUUAAGCUUCGUCUGGUCCGACGUCAGAAACGGGGGAGGACAGAAAGCCUGCAGCUCAAUAGGUCCGACCGAAGCGGACGGGACCUUGGGAAUAUAGCCGGGGGAGGGAAGUAGGAACGCCUUCACCAUACCGGGUGCAAAUUCCAAGCACGAUGGGGCCACCGAGAGGGCUUGCAUAUCUCCAACUCUUUUGAGGGAAGAAUUAGCGAGCAGGAAGAGGGUCUUAAGCGCCACAUACUUCACACUGCGACCUCUGCCAUGGGCUCAAAGGGAGCACCGGAGAGACCCUCGAGUACGAUGGCCAAGUCCCAGGACAGAACUCUAGUGCUAGCUGCUGGCCUCAGCCUCAGAGUGCCACGAAGGAAGCGGGAUACUAGCGGGUGUCUCCCUAGAGAGCGCCCGUCUAGUAGGGCAUGGGAUGCCGGCAGGGCCGCCACAUACACUUUGAUGGUGGACGGGGAUAAACUUGUGGCAAAGCACUCCUGCAGGAACUCCAGUACUGAACCCACCGGGCAGUUAAUUGGGUCCAGCUGACGUUGCCAGCACCAAGUGGCAAAGAGCUUCCAUCUACCGGCAUACAUCUUCCUCGUGGCGGGGGCUCUAGAGUGAAGGAUGGUCUCCACGACCUGGGUCGAGAGACCGGCUCCUAGGAGGCGGGUCCCCUCAAGGGCUACGCCGGCAGUCUCCAUGGCUCUAGGCGAGGGUACAAGAGGGCCCUCCACGCCUGAGACCGCAGGUCCACCCUGAUGGGAGUCUCCCACAGAGGACCUGCGAGGAGCGACGAAAGGUCUGUGAACCAUACUAGAACCCCUGGGGGCAGCGCAACCAGGGAACAACACAGAGGACGAACCGGCGUCCCUCUGGAGGUAAACAGGUCCAACUCGGCAGUGCCGAGGUGUUACCAAAGGAGUU